Patella vulgata (common limpet) is the source of this 1431-nucleotide messenger RNA. Its product is annotated as ABC transporter G family member 7. NCBI's taxonomy places the organism in Eukaryota, Metazoa, Mollusca, Gastropoda, Patellidae. The record is from RefSeq and is a predicted model, not a curated record. The transcript is spliced from 6 exons. The coding region runs from base 436 to 1380 and encodes 314 amino acids.
UAAUUGGCUGAGAAAUUUGAAGUCACCGGAAGUACUAACUCCGCCAUAUUAUCACUCCCAAAACAAAAGCAGAAGACGAUAAUCGACCGACUUUCCUGGAUCUGGAUAGGAACGUUGCAGGGCUUUUCAGCAUCGAGAGAGAGAGAGAGAGAGAGACGUGUAGCACCAGUCUUUAAGGGAGGUCCAAUCGAUAGUAGUUCUCGGAAAGAAUGAAUGUUUUAUAAAUAUGUGUUUUACACUGCUGCUCAGAUAUCCCCACAGCAUUUCAUGUUGAAAAAGAUUAUAAAUGGUUUAGUUUAAUUCUAUAAAAUGCCUUCUUGUGCUGCUAUCAAGUGUACAAAUAGACAGUACAGAGGAUGUGGUCAAACAUUUCACAGAUUUAUUAAAAUGAACAAAACAACAUCCUUUUUGGAUAAAAAUUAAACACAACCGCUGAUGUUUAAAAAGCGUCUGCUUGUGACCUUGUGUAAGAAAAUUCUCAAAUAUCACGUGCAGCGGAAAUUUCCUUCAAAAGAAUCAGAAAAAAAAUUAUGGUUAGAAAAGAUAAAGAGAGAAAAUUUUUAUCCGUCAUCCACAGCAGUACUUUGUUCAGAUCAUUUUGAGGCGUCAUGCUUUGAUCGUACAGGACAGACUGUUCGAUUAAAACAGAACUCUUUACCAACUAUAUUUAAAUUUCCAGCACAUUUGUUAACGGAGAAAGUAACUCCAACAAAACCAAUACAGAAGGACGUAAUGGUGACUGAAUCAUGUGAUGGUAUUUUAACAGAUAUUCUGUCAGUGUCAGCUAAUGUCAGUAAAUCUACCAAUGUGCCAUCAGUAUCCGUCGCUAAUGUCAGUAAUUCUAAUAAUGUUCCAUCAGUAUCCGUUGCUAAUGUCAGUAAUUCUAACAAUGUUUCAUCAGUAUCCGCUAAUGUCAGUAAUUCUGACAGUAUUCCUUCAGUGUCCACUAAUGUUAGUAAUUCUGACAAUGUUCCAUCAGUAUCUGCAGAUGUCAGUAAUUCUAACAAUAUUCCAUCAGUAUCCAUCAGUAAUUCUAACAGUGAUCAUCAAUAUGCUGAUGUCAGUAAUUCUAACAAUAUUCCAUUAGUAUCUGUCAGUAAUUCUAACAGUGAUCAUCAAUAUGCUGAUGUCAGUAAUUCUAACAAUAUUCCAUUAGUAUCUGUCAGUAAUUCUAACAGUGAUCAUCAAUAUGCUAUUGCUGACAGCCCUUGUAAAUUAAAGAGACAGUUGGAAGAGACUAUUGAGAAAAUGAAAAGCUUGAAAAAAAGAUUGAAACAUUCCCAACAAGUGUCACGACGGGCUAAAAAGAAGUGCCAAUAUCUCUCCACGCUAGUUGAAGCUUUACAGCAGAAACCGUUGAUCUUUUAUAAUUGUGCUUGAGAAUACAUUUUCUGGUUUAUCAUUAACUAUUAUAAAGAGAUCUGAAAAAUA